AUGUUCAGCUGGGGGACACCUGGCCAGGGCAGUGCUGCCAGACGAAAGACGGAAAAGCAAGAGAUGGAAACUUCACCACCUGAACCACUCAGGAAGGGGAGGUUCACUGCUGUGCUGGCUCUGGCAACCGUGGCAGCUGCCUUCGGAUCAGCUUUCCAAUACGGCUACAACAUCGCAGUGGUUAACACACCUCACAAGGUCUUGAAAUCAUUUUACAAUGCAACUUACUUUGACCGUUACAGCAAGUUCAUGGAUGAGGGUUUGAUGCUGCUUCUCUGGUCUGUCACGGUGUCCAUGUUUCCUCUGGGGGGCCUCCUGGGAGCCCUCAUCGUCGGCCCCCUGGUGGACAGGUGUGGCAGGUGAAGGACCCUGCUAAUCAAUAACAUCUUUGCCAUCAUCCCUGCCAUCCUGAUGGGAUCCAGUAAAGCUGCCAAGUCGUAUGAGAUGAUCAUCCUUUCCCGGGUGAUAGUAGGAAUCUGUGCAGGCAUAGCCUACAGUGCCCUGCCCAUGUAUCCUGGAGAGCUGGGCCCCCCAAACCUGAGAGGCACAUUAGGAACAAUGACAGAGGUUUUUGUCAUCACAGGAGUCUUUCUAGCACAGAUCUUCAGCCUACAGGCCAUUCUGGGAAAUCCUGAAGGCUGGCCUGUGCUCCUGGCAAUCACGGGGAUCCCCGCAGCCCUGCAACUCCUUUCUCUGCCCUUUUUCCCAGAGAGUCCCAGGUACACACUGAUUCAGAUAGGCGAUGAAGACCGGGCCAGGAAAGCUUUGAGGGAACUGAGAAACUGGGACAACGUGGAGGACGAGAUUGAGGAGAUGCGCCUGGAGGAUCAGGCAGAGAAAGCUGAAGGUCGCCUGUCUGUGAUCAACCUCUUCACCUUCAAGCCCCUGAGGUGGCAGCUCAUUUCCAUCAUUGUCUUAAUGGCAGGCCAGCCGCUGUCCGGUAUCAAUGCGAUUAACUAUUACGCAGACACGAUCUAUACCACAGCUGGCGUGAAUCCCAUGCACACUCAGUAUGUGACCGUGGGCGCAGGCAUACUCAACAUUGUGAUGACAGUCAUCUCCGCUUUCACUGUAGAGCUCCUGGGGAGACGGCGCCUCCUGCUGGUUGGCUACGGAAUAUGUGGCUCAGCCUGUGUGGUGCUGACCCUGGCUCUCAUGUUCCAGAACGAGGUUCCAGAGCUAUCUUACCUCAGCAUCUUCUGUGUCUUCUCCUACAUUGCAGGCCACUCCGCAGGGCCCAGUCCUGUUCCCUCAGUAGUAAGGACUGAAAUAUUCCUGCAGUUCCGGCCGGCUGCGUUCAUGGUGGAUGGAGCUGUCCAUUGGCUCACCAACUUCAUCAUAGGACUGGUUUUUCCAUUCAUCCAGGAAGGCAUCGGUGCCUACAGCUUCAUCAUCUUCACUGCAAUCUGCCUCUUCACUGCCAUCUAUAUCCAUGUGGUUAUUCCUGAGACCAAGGGCCAAACAUUUGUGGAAAUUAAUCAGACUUUUGCCAAAAGAAAUAAGGUGGAAAUCACAGAGAAGAAAAAAGAAGAAACGAUGGACAUCCACCCUUGGCCACACCCAGCUUCUGCCAAGGAAACAAAUUUUUGAUGGUGCCCACCAUCACUGCAAGUCACCAGCAACCUUUCCCAUCCUUCACCAUCCUGCUACUUUCCUUAAUGCUAACGUCUCCCUAGAGAGGGCAGUAGUAGUUCCAGGUCAUCGCAGCGGUGAGCUGCUCGUCCUGCUCCCUCACUGGUGGCCAAAAGGCCCUCAGGGAUGUGGGCUUCUCUCUUCCAUGACCCGCUCAGGGCUCUUCUCUUACUUCCCUAACUUUCCUUUUCCAUCUCCUUCCCUGGAUUCUCAUUGUCUUGCUAUUCCCUAAGUAUAGGACACUUCAAUGUCAAAUCAGGUCAACCAGCAUUUAUUUAUGCCCACCGUGGGGAUGUUGGAGAUGGGGAUUCUUUUCAGAUAAGGCAGAACUUAGUGGCAUCUGACAUCCUUUUCUGUUCUGAGAUCCUGGGAUUCUAGCUGCCACCUCAUUAUCUACUGCCCUGACCUCUCUUCUGAGGGUCCAGCUUCCCACAGCAUGUCCCUGACUAGGACUCAGCAGGUACAAGCCAAGCCUCUUCUCUUCUCCACUCCACCCCACCCCCACCCCCAGCUUUCUCUUCUGACUUCACUCCCUCUGCCUGAGGCAUCACCACCAUUCACUCUGUUCCCAAGAUGUGUGACUAGAGUUUUCUAUGACCCUUCCUCCUCUCAUAUCCUAUCAAUUACCAAGUAAUCUUUCACAACCUCUCUCACAGUGAUCACCUCCUCUCUGUUCCUGCUUCCAUCUGGCUACCACAUUCCUUCAUUAUCCUCUCCCCCAACUACUCUAAUAGACUCUGAUUCCCUGCCAGAAUGACCUUUCUUAGACAUAAAUCUGGCCACAUUUCUCCUCUGUUCAAGACUGUUCAAUGGUUACCUACUACCCACUGAAUAAAGUUUCACCUGUGAUUCAAAGUGCCUUCCACUAUCUGGAACCACCAUAACUUUCUGGCUUUCUCUCAAAUUGACCUCCUCCAUUCAUUUUAUGCUCCAGUCAAACUAGAGGCUCUAUGCUUGGAAUAUCCUCUCUAACCAUCUUUUCUUAUUGAACUUUUACCCACUAUUUAAAGUCCAACUCAGAUGCUACCCCCUCCAAGAAAUGAAUGGAAGGAAAGGAUAGAAAGGAAGGGAAGGAUAGAAGGGAAGG
Molecule: messenger RNA, 2719 nt
Organism: Phascolarctos cinereus (koala)
Lineage: Eukaryota; Metazoa; Chordata; Mammalia; Diprotodontia; Phascolarctidae
Gene: SLC2A7
Product: solute carrier family 2 member 7
Biological process (GO): dehydroascorbic acid transport
Cellular component (GO): plasma membrane
Molecular function (GO): D-glucose transmembrane transporter activity
Source: RefSeq, a predicted model, not a curated record